CGAAUCAGCUGUGCCGACUGCAAUAUUGGCAACACUGCACCACAAGCAAACAAUCUUUAAAUAUUUCUAUCUUUGCUUUUAAAAUAUCAAAAUGGAGCCGCCCUAUGCGCCUUUAAGUGAGUCCUGUGCCAAGGCGCUGGGCGACAAGGUGUACGACAAAAGGAAAGUCGCCUCACAGGAGAUUGAAAAAAUGGUUAUCGAGUUUAACAAUAAAAACAAUGCUGGGCAAAUAAGGAAACUAAUUGAGGUGUUGUCCAAUGAUUAUGCCACAUCACGCGAUGCAAAUCGCCGUAAAGGUGCUCUCAUCGGCCUGGCUGCUACGGGUUUGGGGCUGGGCAAGGAUUCCGAUAAAUAUGUCAAUGAGCUGGUGACGCCCAUUAUGAAUCUCCUCUCCGAUCCGGACUUACGUGUGCGCUACUUUGCCUGUGAAUCUCUUUAUAAUGUUGUUAAGGUGGCACGAUCGGCUAUCAUACCAUUCUUUCCGGAAAUGUUUGCUGCUCUCUCCCGACUUGUCACCGAUUCCGAUCAGAUGGUGAAAGACGGCAGCGAAUUGUUGGAUCGCCUGCUAAAGGACAUUGUUACGGAAUCUUAUGAGACCUUCAACCUGGAGGCAUUUAUACCUCUGCUCCGGGAGCGUAUGUACGUGAAGAACGCGUUUACGCGUCAAUAUGUCAUCUCAUGGAUAUCCAUUUUGAAUGCUGUGCCUGAUAUCAACAUGGUCAACUAUCUGACCGAAAUUCUAGAUGGUCUGUUUGUUAUGCUCGAGGAUAAUACGCCCGAGAUCCAGCGCAUGUGUGAGAAUACAAUUAGCCAGUUUUUAAAGUCCAUACGGAACGAUUCCUCCUCGGUACGGAUGGAGGACACCAUCAACACGCUUAUCACGCAUGCACAGUCGCUCAACGAGCUUAUCAAAUCCAUUGCUAUUUCCUGGAUACGGGAAUUCGUGCAAAUAUUUGGUCCAAAUGUUUUGCCGUACGCCAGCGGAAUAUUCACAGCUAUUUUGCCCUGCCUGGAGUACAAUGUAGAGUCCAAGCGCAGCAUUAAGGAAUGCGCUGUCUCCGUGAAUAACUCAAUGAUGCAGCUUGUCUCAUCAAAGGAACUUAAGACGCAAAAUGUGGCCAAAAUAGAUUUGCGUUCAAUCAUGGAGGUGCUUUCCCAGUAUCUCACACACAACUCGAUGCACACGAAGAUCGCUGUGCUCAAAUGGAUUCAUCAUCUCUUUACCAACUUCCCCAAUGAAAUGUCAGUGCAUGCCAGCAAUUUAAAUAAUAAUCUACUGUUAACACUCGCUGAUAACUCUGAUGAGGUCGUCCUACAAAGUCUUUGCGUGCUGGCUGAAAUAAUCAACUCACAGGAUACAAAAGAUCUCGAUGACUUUAACAAGACGCAUUAUCGUAAGUUUCUGCUGAGCUUACUGACUCUAUUUAGCGAAGAAAAACUGAUAUUGGAAAACAGAGCUAGCCUCAUUAUAAGGCAACUUUGUGUAUUGCUUAAUGCCGAGUACAUUUAUCGCACAUUUGCUGAGAUCAUAGCCGAAGAAAUCUUAAGCUUGAAGUUUGCCUCGACAGUCGUACGUUUGCUAAACAUUAUUCUGCUUACCUCAACGGAACUGUUUGAAUUGCGCACCAGCUUACGGGAUAUUUCUAAUGAAAAGUCGGCCGAUUUAUUUCAGUGCCUUUAUAAGAGUUGGGUUCACUGUCCAGUAUCCACGCUAUCCUUGUGUUUACUAGCCCAAAGCUAUCAACAUGUCUCCGAGCUGGUCAUUCUAUUCGCUGAUGUUGAAAUAACUCUGGAACUACUUGGCGAAUUGGAUAAGUUGGUUCAGCUUAUAGAAUCACCCAUAUUUGCUGCCUUGCGCUUAACGUUAGUGUCAAAGUCGAACAAUUGUGCUGAUGCUCAGUAUUUGGCCCACGCUCUCUUUGGAAUUCUUAUGCUUCUGCCACAAACGGAAGCCUUUGAUACACUUAGAAAUCGCCUGCAAUGUGUGCCCAACUAUUGGGGACAACAGUCCAUUGAUGAACGCAACUCUCUGGAAUACAAGAGCGGCAUUGAUUUUGUAGCACUUCGCACACAUUUUAUCCAGCGACAAAAAGCCCAACGGGAGCAGCGAAUAAUUCAGCGUAAACGUAGUGUGAUUCUGCCGGACAGUAAUUAAUGAAUAUAUUGAAAUAAUCUGCAUUGUAUUUAAGCAUAUAUGUUACAUCUGUGAUUAAGCUGCUUACUAGGCAUAAAGUGUAAUUAUUAAUACAAAUAUAAAUAUGUAUGUGUCUCCGAAAUUUGUACUAAUUCAAUUAUAUGUAUGUUGUGUAAAAAUGACAUUUGACGAUUAUUAA
This is a messenger RNA of Drosophila innubila, 2333 nucleotides long. Its product is annotated as protein VAC14 homolog. Gene Ontology annotation, cellular component: endosome membrane; PAS complex. The coding region runs from base 92 to 2155 and encodes 687 amino acids. The record is from RefSeq and is a predicted model, not a curated record. Gene Ontology annotation, biological process: positive regulation of kinase activity; phosphatidylinositol biosynthetic process. The transcript has 9 exons. Lineage: Eukaryota; Metazoa; Arthropoda; Insecta; Diptera; Drosophilidae.